Molecule: messenger RNA, 3851 nt
Organism: Procambarus clarkii (red swamp crayfish)
Lineage: Eukaryota; Metazoa; Arthropoda; Malacostraca; Decapoda; Cambaridae
Product: glycosyltransferase 25 family member
Molecular function (GO): procollagen galactosyltransferase activity
Source: RefSeq, a predicted model, not a curated record
GCCUCUCCCAUCACUGGCUUUGUUGACAUUGGGGUGUGAGGGGCGGGCCCGCGCCUCACCCAACCUUCAACAUGGCCCAGUUCUCAGCCUUCUCGCGUGCCAUACAUUGUUAUUUUCUGAUUUUAAGUGUCGUGGGCAUCCAGGGAGCAGUAAAUCAAAACGAAAUGAAAGAAUCAAGUAUUACGGUGGUUCUUCUGGCGAGAAACAAGGAGCACACUCUCCCGUACUUCUUGACGCUGUUCGAACGAUUGGAGUACCCGAAGAAGAGAAUGGCUCUCUUUAUUCGGUCUGAUCAUAAUAAUGACAGGACUAUUGCCAUAUUGGAAGAUUGGUUGAAGCAUCAUAAGCAUAAAUAUCAUUCAUGUGAUGUCAAGCUAGACAAGGCGUCUAAACAGUAUCCCGGGGACUCGAAAGGCACCGAGUGGAGUCAAGAGAGAUUCAACAACAUUAUUCAAAUGAAGGAAGAAGCCUUAGCACUUGCAAGGCACAUGUGGACAGAUUAUAUCUGGUUUUUAGAUGUGGAUGUUUUUCUAACAAGAGGUGACAUCAUUCAAAGUAUGAUAUAUGAGGAGAAAGCCAUAGUUGCACCCAUGUUAAAUUCGCUUGCUACCUACAGCAACUACUGGGGAGGCAUGACCAAAGAUUAUUGGUACACACGUUCAGAUGACUACAUUCCAAUACUGGAUAGAAAGCAGAAGGGAUGCUUUGCUGUUCCAAUGGUUCAUUCGUGUGUCUUUAUUGACUUGAGAAGGAGAAUAUCAGAUAAGCUCACCUUUUCCCCAAUGAAUGUUAGUAACUACAAUGGCCCUAAUGAUGAUAUCAUUACCUUUGCUAUCUCUGCAAGAAAUGCAGGAAUUGAAAUGUAUGUGUGCAACUCUGAAGUAUAUGGCUUUAUUCCCCCUCCACUGGAUGAUGACCAACACUUGGAUGUUGAUUUGAAACAGCUACUAAGCAUUAAGUUGGAAGUUCUUAUAGAACAUCCACCAUUGCCUGUAUCAACAUUAUUAGCAAAGUAUGUCCCUCCACUGCCCAAGAAAGAUAAAGCUGGAUUUGAUAAGAUAUAUCUCAUCAGUUUAACUCGAAGACAAGAAAGACGUGAGCGAAUGAGUCGCUGCUUCGAUGAAUUAGGACUUGACGUCAAGUUAUUUGAUGCAGUGGAUGGGAAAAAGUUAAAUGAAAGUUACCUGAGACAGCUUGGAGUAAAGCAGAUGUCAAUUUACAAGGAUCCAUGGUCACAGCGUGACAUGACUUUUGGCGAGAUAGGCUGCUUUCUUAGUCAUUACUUUAUCUGGGAAGAUAUAGUUAAUAAUGGCUAUGAAAAGGUGUUAUUGUUUGAAGAUGAUAUUCGCUUUGAACCUUAUUUUAGAGAAAAAGUGAAGCAUAUGAUUCGCCAGGCUGACAGACUCCUUCAGUGGGACCUUAUUUAUCUUGGGCGCAAAAAGCUAAAAAAUUCGGAUGAACCAUGGGUGGAAGACUCUGACACAUUGGUACAUGUGGACUACUCCUACUGGACGCUCUGCUACGUUAUCACUCUGCAGGGCGCAAAGAAGCUCCUUGAUGGCGAGCCUCUUGGCCAACUUAUACCUGUUGAUGAAUACCUUCCAAUUAUGUUUAAUAAACAUCCUGAGACUGAAUGGAAGGAAAAGUUUCCUGUCCGGAAUUUGAAUGCUUUCUCGGUGGCUCCCUUAUAUGUAUACCCAACACACUAUACUGGUGAACUGGGCUACAUUAGUGACACUGAAGAGUCACCUAUCAUUCAGGAUGCAGAUGCUGCUACACCAUCAAUGGACUCCAGUUUGGAAGGUAAAGGACUGGAGCUAGAGGUUGGAUUGAAUGGGCUAGUGAAGGAUGAGCUUUAAGUGUGCCUAUUUAUAUACAUUUUAAUACAGCAUAAUUUACAGAAUUCACAUUACUGUAUAGCAGAUUGCCAAAGUUACUUGUAUACAUAUAAUUUACAGAAAAAAUUAAUAAAUUUUUUUAUCCAAAUUUAUAUACAGUACUGCAUAAUGACUUUACAUUCAUGUUUACAUUUAGUAUUUACAUACAGUAUAUUGCAGAGCAGUAUAUAUUUAUAUAUGCAUCUAUAAAAGUAUAUGUUAAUUCAGUUUAUAAUCAUUUUGAUAAGAGAACAAAAAUCUUGAACAGUUAAUUAAAAUAAAUAAAAUAUAUAUACUGUAAUAUCAGCCAGUAGUAUUUAAAUUUUUUAUGGUAGGUGCUUAUUCAUAAUUUGUCUUGUAUGUUCAGCCUUAAAUUAUUGAAAGUACAGUAUACAGUAAAUACAGUAUAUAUAAUAGAGUAUAUACAAGGCAAAGGCUUCGCUUAUGAUCAGUAAAUGUUUCAUUGUUUAAACAUCAAGAUGAAAUGUAAAUGGAUGUAGUGCAAGGUGCAUCCUGAACAUGGCAAACACUAUGUUAAGAAUGAUUGUCUUAUAUUUGCAGCUGUACGAUAUACAGUAGUUUGUACUAUAAUAGUGCGGUAUUUAAAUCAUCAAUUCUCCUCACUGAAGAGCAUGUUACCAACAUAUAUAUAUAAUUUUUUUAAUUAUUAUUCCUAAUAUAAUUUUUUUUAAUUGAAUGGUUGAAAUACAGUAGUAUAUGUAGUAUACUGUAAUGGUUUAAAAAUAUAUUUUUACGGUAAUGAAUUACGUUUUAUAAGUAAGCUGUCAAAAUAUUUUGUUCUGUUUUUUAAAUACGUUGUUUAAAUGAUCUGACAGAUUUUAAGAUAUCACAGUACAAAUAUACUUCAUCUAUGAUUUUCUUUCUUUUGCUUAGUGAUUGAUGAAUCUGUACUGUAAUUUAGAUUUUUUUCUAUUUUAUUCCAAAUAAAGGUAAGAUAUAAUUUUAUAAGGUAUCAUUAAGGUACAUUAUAUGGUUGUAUUGAAAUGAAGUUACUGUAUUUAAGAGACAGACAUAUUUUCAUUUGUUAAAAAACACUUAGGCAAUUGGUUCUAUACUUGGAGAGUUUUUAACAAUCAUAUUGACCUGUUUUGAUGCUAAACUUUGUCAAAUUUGCCUCUUAUUGUGUUUAACAGAGUUCUAGGCAAAAAAAAACCACACACACACACAUGCAUAUAUGUGUGCAUUCAUAUAAACUGCAUACAUGUAUAGUAUAGUAUAGUACAGUAUAUACGAUACUUAAGUUGCCAUAUUAAUGUUUAAUUUGUAUUUGUGCCUCAGAGAUAGACAAGUAAGAGUUACAAAUCACUUAACCCUUCCACUGCAGUAUAUAUUUAGGGGGGUGUCUAUUGUGUGCUAUUUUUUUAUGAAAUUGAGCUAAUGAUGAGAAAAUAAAGUACAAAUUUUUAUUUACCGAACUUUUUGGGUUUGGGCAGCCAACUCCCCACCACCCAAAAAUAUAUAUUUUUCUGAAAAUAUUCAGUAGUAAAGCAUGUAGACCGUGGAAAAUAAACAAACCCAAAUCUAACUGUAAUACUUUUGGCUUGCACAAAUAUACAGUAUGAAAUUUUUUCGCUGGGCCAGUGGGCGACCCGCCACACACCCCUAAGUUGGCUGAGCAUUUCCCAUGAGUGCGCACCCGUUCUAAAAUGUUUAUACUGUACUCUCUUUUUUUUCACCUUUCCCACCUCAAUUUUUAUGCUAAGUCAUUCAAUUUGGUAUCAAAUUAUUCGCAAUAGAAUGUUGUAAAGGGAUAUUUGCAUAUAAGAACAUAAGUCUCGCUUUUUUAUAAUUUUGAUGAACACUCGAUACCUUUUCCUUCAUAUGUGUUUCUUCAUAUGUGACGCCAUUUGCAUCAUCGCGCACUCUGAAUUUUGGUUCCGUGACAGAAUAUGUGGCAUCAGGCAGCGAAAGUGUUAAUUAUUGUAGAGCUUUCUUAACCUGGCCCGCAAGCCA